This is a messenger RNA of Aspergillus lentulus, 417 nucleotides long. RefSeq lists its product as uncharacterized. Lineage: Eukaryota; Fungi; Ascomycota; Eurotiomycetes; Eurotiales; Aspergillaceae. The record is from RefSeq and is a predicted model, not a curated record.
AUGGAAGCCUCUAUAGCAAGGGAGCUCUACGCAUCUCAGAAGCAACAAGACAGGAGCCAGCUGCCCAGAGUCUUGUAUAUACCCUGCCAUUCCGACACGACCUCACAUUUAGCAUUAUACCAUACCAGCUCCUGGUGGAUCGAGGCGACUGGUGAUGGCGCCCCUCUCGCAUAUACCGUCAAGUUUACCACAAGGGACAAUGGCAUUAUCGUCGGGAAGUUGGAGUAUCAUGUUCAACCGGAUCCGACAGUGGCGGACAAGGCCCUGGUGGAGAUCGACAGUGCACAGCCGACUGACCCAGUCGCAAUCGGCAUCUCAUACCCCAUUCCGCCAUCAGAGAGCCAGGGCGGGACAGCCAAGCUUCCCUACUUCCAUUUCCGGAUGCCUUUUGGAACAGAGAUGACUCAAUUUGACUAG